This is a messenger RNA of Saccharomyces eubayanus, 1014 nucleotides long. RefSeq names its product S-methyl-5-thioadenosine phosphorylase (gene MEU1). Gene Ontology annotation, cellular component: cytosol. The coding region runs from base 1 to 1014 and encodes 337 amino acids. Gene Ontology annotation, biological process: nucleoside metabolic process. The transcript has a single exon. NCBI's taxonomy places the organism in Eukaryota, Fungi, Ascomycota, Saccharomycetes, Saccharomycetales, Saccharomycetaceae. Gene Ontology annotation, molecular function: S-methyl-5-thioadenosine phosphorylase activity. The record is from RefSeq and is a predicted model, not a curated record.
AUGAACCGGAUUAAGAACACAAUCGCUGUCGCUAAGAGGUUGAAACUAAGCAGUAUUAUGACCAACUCAGAAUUACCAAGCAUUUUCAAUGGCACCGUUGAUCUGGGGAUUAUCGGUGGCACAGGUCUAUAUAACCUGGACUGUCUAGAGCCCAUCGCAUUGCUGCCACCCAUGGUGACACCCUGGGGUAUUACAUCGUCUCCAGUCACGAUUUCACAGUUUGUUGGUACCAACAGCCAUUUCCACGUUGCCUUUAUCGCCAGACAUGGUGUCAACCACGAAUAUCCACCCACUAGAGUUCCAUUCAGGGCCAACAUGGCUGCGUUGAAGAACCUAAACUGUAAAGCCGUGCUUUCAUUCAGUGCCGUGGGGUCGUUGCAGGCCCACAUCAAGCCCAGGGAUUUUGUUUUGCCGCAACAAAUAAUUGACAGAACCAAGGGCAUAAGACACUCAUCGUACCUCAACGACGAAGGCUUGGUGGGCCAUGUUGGAUUCGGACAACCAUUUUCUGAGAAAUUUGCAGAGUACAUCUACCAGUUCAAGGAUGCGAUAACAAACCCCGAAUCCGAGGAGCCAUGCCACUUGCACUACGACAAAGACAUGACCGUAGUCUGCAUGGAAGGCCCACAAUUUUCCACGCGUGCUGAGUCCAAGAUGUACAGGAUGUUUGGUGGUCAUGUUAUUAACAUGAGUGUUAUCCCUGAAGCAAAACUAGCCCGUGAGUGUGAACUGCCUUACCAGAUGGUUUGCAUGUCUACCGAUUAUGACGCAUGGAGAGAUGAGGCAGAGCCUGUCACCGUGGAAACCGUUAUUGGUAACUUGACUAACAACGGGCGUAAUGCGAACCUCUUGGCCUCCAAGAUCAUUGUGUCCAUGGCCAAGGAAAUACCAGAGUUCAUGCACAGCGGCGAUGGGCUACGCGGUUCCAUCAAGAAAUCUAUCUCCACCAAACCGGAAGCCAUGUCCAAGGACACGCUAGAGAAAUUGAGAUACUUAUUUCCUGAUUAUUGGUAG